AAAUAUGAGCUACAGCAAGACAGAAUUGAUAGAAACCUACAAAAAUUUGGACAUCGUAGCACCAGACAAUAUUGCAGAUAGCGUUUUACUAUCAGCUACGAAACAAACACCUGCGAAUUUGUCUACGAAAGUUCCACCAACUGGACAGCUCAACUCGCAUUUAAAGAAGAGGGUCUCUAACAACCAGAAGAAGCAGAAGACACCUAGCAAACCAGAUUGGGAUAACCACUCUGGCUGGGCAUCCCGCUUCAAGAAGUCUGACGAUUUGUUCAACAAGCGCCCUACUAAAGAAUCCGUCACGAGUCCUAACCCCACAGGCCUCAACAACCGCCAUAAGAAACCACCGCUUGAGAAAGAAGACAGCACAGCGCCUGUCUCUUCAGUUCUGGGUAGUUUGGCACUCGAUGCUGACGAUGAACUCCCUGCGCAGCUAAAGAACAAGCUUGCCCCCGAAUUGCCAUCAUCAACACCGAUGUCUCGUGUUGCAUCCAGUCAGGGCCAGCAUCAGGCCACAGACUGGGUCUAUCGCGACCCGUCGGGUAACGUUCAGGGUCCCUUCAAGGCGGACCUCAUGCAGGAGUGGUUCCUCGGUAGCUACUUCCCCUCUGAUUUGCUUGUACGCAGAGUGGAUAGGGACAAUUUCACACCUCUACAAGAGCUUUUGGCGAGUGUACAAGAUAAAUCCGCGCCGUUCCACUCUGCGCCUUUGCCAGCAGCUCCUCCUGCGCUCAAUGUGAACGCUCUCAAUCAGCGUUUCAACGCGUCACCCGUUGUUAGCAACGCAUCUCCCGCGGUGGAUCUUCUCUCUCCACAAGCGACGCAGUCUCCACUUGCGGGGCGUCUCCAGCAGGAGGGUCUAUACCAUCCCCAGCCUCAAGUUCAGCGUCUCGCAAACUGGGACAGUAGAACGUCUUCACCUGCAGCCUCACCUUUUGGCCGUCCGUUAUGGGGUCCUAACAGCCCAGGUGUCGAUGUUCCGGACCAGCAUUCUCGCGAAGAAUUCCUUAUGGCGCUUAGACAUCGCGAGCUCCUCGAGCAACAAGCGGCCCAAGCACAAUUUAUACAACAGCAGAUGCUCCAACAGCAACAACAACAACAACAACAUCAAGAGCAAUUGCAUCACGAGCUCGAACUCCAGCGUGCUUGGGAACUCCAACAACAAGCGCAAGCUGAGGCGCAGAAACAAGCACAGGAGCAACUGGACAAUACCCAGACCAAAGAUGAGGCUGAUAUCAGUGUCCAAGUUGAGGCCCCAGAAUCGACAAUUGCAAGCGUGACAGAGGAUGGCGUCAUGUCACCAAUGAAGACACCUGAGCCUAUCCCUGCAGUACCAACCCCACAACCAUCCCAGAAGACCGUCAGGGGCGGUGUGAAUGUGAUUUCCCAAGCUGAACUCGAGAGAGUCCAGCGCAUGUCCAAGCAGGAAGGUCCUGUCGGCAAGAUGGGAGUUUCUUUAUCCGACGUAAUCGACAAACAACAACAGCAGCAUGAAGAAGGUGAAUUCGCCCAACCAAAGAAGGCUGCACCUGCUCCAUGGGCCCCUCAAGAGCAAGGUGAAAAGGCUACCGCCGCACCAUCAUUAAAGGAGAUCCAAGAGGCUGAGGCACGUCAAUCGCAAGCACGGAAGCAGGCCCAACAAGCACAACGUGCUGCAAUCAGCCAAUCACAAAAUGCGAGCGCAAGAAUUGAUGAUAUUGUUCCAGGCACACUCAACUGGGGAUUGGCAGGCAGUGCACCACAAGCAGCACCUGCACCACAGCCAACUGGCCCAGCAUGGGGUGGUAGCAACCUCAACCAGAAGAAGACACUCCGUCAGAUUCAGGAAGAGGAAGAAGCUAGGGAGCGUGAAGCCCAAAGGAAGAAGAUGGUUGCGAGCGCACAAGCAGCCUCCGCAACAAGAGGCUAUGCAGCUUCUGCGCAGCGCACUACCGUUCCAUCUGCAGGUGGAGCCUGGACUGUCGUCGGGCAGAGCAACGGCGCUAAACCAGCUCCAACAGCUCCAGCUCCAGCUCCAGUCCCAGCGGCUCCUAAACAAACCACAAAGCCUGCGCAAGUACCUAAACCUGCCCCAGCUGUUUCUGUACCUCCUUCGAUUGCACAGGGUGGAAAUGUUAGAGAACCUGGUGCACCAUCAGAGGAAUUCAUCAAGUGGUGCAAGGGAGCAUUAGUUGGCUUGAACGGAACGACUUCUGACGAACUGUUACCUAUUUUACUUUCAUUUGAUAUUGAAAAGCCAGAUUUGGAGUUAAUCCAAGAUAUGAUCUAUGCUUCUAGCUCGACAAUGGACGGUAGAAGAUUCGCGGGCGAAUUUGCAAAGAAAAGAAAGGAAGACAGCAAAGGUGUUUCACUUUCGUCAGCUGCCGAUAUCGUCAAGCAGCAACAAGCGCCAAAGACGCUCCAGGAGACCUUCAAGGUAGUCCAGAAGAAGAAGAAGAGAAACUAAUUUAUUUGUAA
Molecule: messenger RNA, 2454 nt
Organism: Wallemia mellicola CBS 633.66
Lineage: Eukaryota; Fungi; Basidiomycota; Wallemiomycetes; Wallemiales; Wallemiaceae
Exons: 3
Coding region: 5-2443 (812 amino acids)
Molecular function (GO): protein binding
Source: RefSeq, a predicted model, not a curated record